GAGGUCAAAUUUGAACUCAGGUCCUCCUGACUUCAGGGCCAUGCUCUAUCCACUGUGCUACCUAGCUCCCCCUUUAUGAUGCUUUUGAUUCCAAAAAGGAGUAACAAGGUUGUGCAUUUCCUUUAGUGCAGAGCUAGAGUACACGUGUUUGGGAAGGGGCUACAGCACAUGUUCACAUUUAAGGGAAGUGCUACAUCUAUAAUACAACCUUUUGGGAAUUCAUUCAUUUAACAAGCAUUUGUUAAGCUGCUUCUAUGUAGCUGACACACUGCUAAGUUCUGGAAAUACAGUGAAAUAAACAAAAAAUCUUCUGUCCUCUGGGAGCUCACAGUUUACUGGGUAGAAAGAACAGGCACACAGAUAAGUAUACAAAAAAUGCAUGUAAUUAAGUACAAAGUAGUUUCAUGGGGAAAGGUACUAAGGACUUGUAGGACCAAGAAAAGUCUUGUGUAGAGUUGGCAGUCUAGGUCAGACAGAGGGUGGUAAAAUCUAAAGCAGACUAGCAAGGAUAUGUCACGAAGUCUGAUUAUCCUGGAACUGUGACUAAGAAGCUGUAUGAGCUAGUCAUUUGCCCUCUCUAGGCCUCAGUUUACUGAGAGAGUUGGAAUGGAUUAGUCAGUGUCAGCAGGAGCAGUAGUAGAUGGGUGUAACAACUUACUGUCUUUCUAUUCAGGCCUUGUUGGGCUUUCUGAAGGGUGCUGAGGUUCUGGCAGGGCAGUGCCUAUUAUUUCAUCUCUGAUGAAAAAUAUCUGGGUCUACUUUCUGCUCUUUAGGAGGCUCAACUCUUUGUCUUUAAAGAACAUUAUUAAUUUUCAUUUCUGUUCUUGGAGGGAAGAUGAAUUUAGUGAUUCACAAAGACUGUCCCCCAUCCUCCCUCUCUUAUUUUUUCAGGGAUUGGUGAAUAUAGUCAAGACCUAUCAAAAGAAAUAUGAUGCAUCCAGCCUGGGAAUGCCGACAGAGCUGAGGCUCAUCCUCGUAGGGAAGACAGGAAGUGGGAAGAGUGCAACUGGAAAUAGCAUCCUUGGCAAGAAAGCCUUUAAAUCUAAGCUUAGUUCCAGGCCAGUGACUGAGAGCUGCCAAAGAGAGAGCAGGGAAUGGCAUGGAAGAACACUUGUUGUCAUUGACACCCCAGAUAUCUUUUCCUCCAGUACCAAAACAAAUAGAGAUCUAGAGAUCUGUCACUGCAUGGCCCUCUCUUCCCCAGGGCUAGGUGCACUGCUCUUGGUGAUGCAGUUGGGCCGUUACACCAGUGAGGACAAGGAGUCCCUCAGGCGCAUCCAGGAGAUAUUUGGAGUGAGAAUCUUGUCUCACACCAUCCUUGUUUUCACCAGGAAAGAAGAUUUAGGGAAGGAAACCCUGAAGGAAUACUUAAAAACAAAGAACAAAAGCUUGGCCUGGCUGAAUGAGGAGUGUGAAGGAUUUCACCAUGGUUUCAACAACAAAAUUGAAGGAGAGGGACAAGAGGCCCAGCUAAAGGAACUGAUGGAGAUGAUAGAAGGGGUUGUCAGGAAAAAUAACUUGUGCUGCUACUCAAAUGAGGUGUAUGACUAUGUCCAGGAAAAUAUUCAGCAGUUAAGAGAGGAGCUGGGAGAAGAGCCAAUAGGCCAGGGGCAGGGUUCUAAGGGAGCUUUCUGUAAAGAGAAUAUGGCAUCAGAGGAGUUAGAUCAGACCUGCUCUGCACUAGAAAGUCUGAUGACCACUCAGAGGAAAUAUGAACAGAAUCAAGAAUCAGUGCUGAAGAAGGAGUCUCAGAACCCUGGCAACUCAUAUUGGGGUGCUCUCAGGGCGAGUUUUCUUGUCAGAUUCCUUUUUAGUCUUCUACUGUCUCCUCUGUCAGCCAUGGCCUGGUUGACUGGACUCAGGCACAUGAUAGGGAGAAUGGAAGCCAAAGAUAGGAAUCUGAAAGCUCCAACCGCCAAUCCUAACUCUUUCUUACUCUUAGAAGAAAUGGUCGACUACCAGUCCCUUGGACAAACUCUGGAGAAAGGAAUACAGAAGAUGAAGAAAUCAAACGAUGGCGAUGUUGAUGUGGAAAGCUGUGACAUCCGUCAAAGCACUGAGCCAUUGAGGAUCAUCCUGGUGGGAAAAACAGGAGCUGGGAGAAGUGCUACAGGAAAUACUCUUCUUGGGCAGAGAAUAUUUGAGUCCAAGCUAGGAUCCCAGGCAGUGACUAAGAAGUGUCAGCUGGAAACUGGGAUGUGGAAUGGGAGAAGAAUAUCAGUGAUUGACACUCCUGCCAUCUGUGAGCCAAGUGCCUGGACGGAACCGAUGUAUGCGGAUAUUGGGGAGUGUUAUCUUCUCUCUUCCCCAGGUCCCCAUGCACUAGUCUUGGUGACUCAGAUUGGCCGCUACACUGCAAAAGAUAAGGAGGCAAUGAGGAAGGUGAAAAAAAUCUUUGGAGUAGAAGCCAUGAGGCAUGUAGUUAUGCUCUUUACCCGGAAAGAAGAUUUAGGGGGAUCUUUAGAGGAUUAUGUAACAAAUACUGAUAACAUAGACCUACAGUGGGCGAUCCGAGAGUGUGGCAGGAGAUGCUGUGCCUUCAACAACCAGGCCACUGGGGAAGAACAGAGGGCUCAGGUGGCCGAGCUGAUGAUUAUGAUUCAGAGGAUGGAGGAAGAGAAUGGAGGCAAUUAUUACAGCAAUGCCCUUUACCUUGAUGCUGAGAUCUUUCAGAGAUUUAACAAUACAGGGUCUGAAGAAAGCUACCAAAACUACCUGCAAAAAGUGAAAUUCCAAAUCAAAAAGCAGACAUUGGACCUAAUAGAGGCUGAGGGUAACUGUAUUGUCCAGGCAUUUUUGAGGGCCCAAAAAGAGGUUUCUUCCCAGAACAAAAUCCACUUAUGUCUUUUGUUCUUUGCCUUGGUUUUUAUUAUCAUCAUAGUUGCCAUAUUGACUUCUCAAAAAGCCUGAUUAGUAAUUAUUGGAGGAGGUCCUUCUCAGUGUCUCUAUCAUGGAAUUUUUUCUAAAUGGGUUUCCCUAAUUUUUGAAAACAUAUAUGGCUCUUAACUCCUAUCCUUCUGAAGAAUACUUGGCAAAGAGAAUCUAAAAGAAGUCAAUAGUUUUCUCACUUCUUUUCAUAAGAAUUAGGAAAUUAAAUGAUAGUUUUGAUAUCUGGUAGUGCUAGUAACAUGUUUGAGGGGAAGCUGUGAGCUACUUUGGGCAUCUAUGGUGACCUCUCUCCUAUUCUUUCUCUACAUCCCCUGCCUUGACAAUGCCACCCACUCCCAUGAUUUUAAUAAUCUUCUCUGUGUAGAUAACUCCCUCUUCUAGAUCUCUAGCUCAAACUCUCCAGAGCUCUAGACCUACAUUUGCUGUUUUCCAUAGCACAUUUCUAGCUGUAUGUCUUGCCAGUAAUGCAAACUCGUCAU
Phascolarctos cinereus (koala) is the source of this 3368-nucleotide messenger RNA. The record is from RefSeq and is a predicted model, not a curated record. Lineage: Eukaryota; Metazoa; Chordata; Mammalia; Diprotodontia; Phascolarctidae.